Exophiala spinifera is the source of this 540-nucleotide messenger RNA. RefSeq lists its product as uncharacterized. NCBI's taxonomy places the organism in Eukaryota, Fungi, Ascomycota, Eurotiomycetes, Chaetothyriales, Herpotrichiellaceae. Bases 1 to 540 code for a protein of 179 amino acids. The transcript has 2 exons. The record is from RefSeq and is a predicted model, not a curated record.
AUGAUCAAAGCAGCCCAAGUCCUCAAUAUCCCAAUCUACAUCACGACGCAGAACGCGGCACGUCUAGGCUCGACCGUGUCUGAACUCACGUCCCUCCUCGCUGCCGCCGACUUGUCCUCCGCGACGGCGACGGCGACCACCGAAGUCGACAAGACGGCGUUUUCGAUGCUCGUGCCCGGUCUCACGGAGCAAUUGGAGGCCGCGCCGUCGGGACCCGCGAGCGCGGGCAAGAAGAUGAGCGUCAUCAUCGUCGGGAUCGAAACCCACAUCUGCGUCACGCAGACGGCUUUGGAUCUGCUCGCGGGCGGCCACAGGGUUUACAUCCUCGCCGACGGCGUCAGCAGCUGCAACGCCGGAGAGCGGCCCGUGGCUCUGUCCCGGCUGGCCCGCGAAGGCUGCACCGUCACCACGAGCGAGAGUCUGCUGUACGAGGUGCUGGGUGAUGCCAAGGACCGGAACUUCAAGGCCAUCGCAGGGCUCGUCAAGGACACGAAAGAGGACACCAAGGAUGCCGUCGAGACUUUGUGUAGUAGACUAUAA